AGAUGAUGAGUCUUGGCUGUUGGGCGCGUGGCACCGGCUGAUGCGUCACGUGACCGCGUGUUGCUGCUCCGUGUUGGGCCCCGGUUCUCUCCAGGUGCAGGCCGACACAUCACGUGGGUCCCAGUCCCGCCACGGACCAGCUCCACAUGGCUGCUUGUUAGAUCAGUGGCAGCUGAGGAAGCAGCACAUGAUGGCAGAGGUGGAGGACGAGCGCACGGCGCAGGCCAGCCGGCUCUUCGAGAACUUUGUCCAGAUGCCCACGUGCAAAGGAACCCUGCAGGCCUUCAGCAUCCUCUGCAGACAGCUGGAGCUGGACCCGCUGGACCACAGCGGCUUCUACAGCUCGCUCAAAGCGGCGCUCACCUCCUGGAAGGUCAAAGCUCUGUGGACCAAACUGGACAAGCGCGCCCAGCAGAAGGUCUACGGCCAGAACAAGGCCUGCCAGGGGACCCGGUGUCUGAUCGUCGGCGGGGGGCCGUGCGGUCUGAGGACGGCCGUGGAGCUGGCGCUGCUGGGCUGCAAGGUGGUGGUCAUCGAGAAGAGAGACACCUUCUCCAGAAACAACGUGCUCCACCUCUGGCCCUUCACCAUCCACGACCUCCGGGGCCUGGGGGCCAAGAAGUUCUACGGCAAGUUCUGUGCCGGCUCCAUCGACCACAUCAGUAUCCGCCAGCUCCAGCUCAUGCUGCUGAAGAUAUGUCUCAUUCUUGGAGUUGAGAUUCACGUCAACGUGGAGUUCUCCAAAAUCCUGGAGCCUUCGGAAGACCAGGUCGGUGAUGGUGCCGGCUGGCGAGCCGAGGUCCGACCUGCUGGCCACUGCGUCUCCCACAUGGACUUCGAGGUUGUGAUCGGCGCGGACGGCAGGAAGAACACUCUGGAAGGGUUCGGUCGGAAAGAGUUCCGAGGGAAGCUGGCCAUCGCCAUCACGGCCAACUUCGUCAACCGGAACACGACGGCCGAGGCCAAGGUGGAGGAGAUCAGUGGCGUGGCCUUCAUCUUCAACCAGAAGUUCUUCCUGGAGCUGAAGGAGGAGACAGGGAUCGACCUGGAGAACAUCGUCUACUACCGCGACAACACGCACUACUUCGUCAUGACGGCCAAGAAAGCCAGCCUGCUGGAGAAGGGCGUCAUCGUCCGCGAUUACCUGGAGACCGAGCGCCUGCUCAGCUCUGACAACGUCGACCAGGAGGCGCUGCUGUCGUACGCCCGCCAGGCGGCCGACUUCGGCACCGACUACCAGCUGCCGUCCCUGGACUACGCCAUCAACCACCGCGGGCAGCCGGACGUGGCCAUGUUCGACUUCACCAGCAUGUACGCCUCGGAGAACGCCGCCCUGAUCCGGGAGAAGCACGGGCGCCGGCUGCUGGUGGCGCUGGUGGGAGACAGUCUGCUGGAGCCCUUCUGGCCCAUGGGCACGGGCUGCGCUCGCGGCUUCCUGGCGGCGUUCGACACGGCCUGGAUGGUGAAGGGCCACGCCGAGGGCAGGAGCCCCCUGGAGAUCCUGGCAGAGAGAGAGAGGAUCUACCGGCUGCUGCCGCAGACCACCACGGAGAACAUCAGCAAGAACUUCGAGCAGUACUCCAUCGACCCGGCCACCCGCUACCCCAACCUCAGCUCCAACUGUGUGCGCCCCCACCAGGUGCGUCACCUGUUCAUCGACGGGCAGCAGGACUCGGGGUUCCUGGAGAGAAGAGGAGCUGGAUCGCUCGGCCCCAAGCGCCUGCUGACCUGGUGCCAGAAGCAGACGCAGGGCUACGGGGGAGUGGAGGUCACCAACCUGAGCGGCUCCUGGAGGAGCGGCCUCGCCCUGUGCGCCCUCAUCCACCGCCACAGACCCCAGCUCGUCGAUUUCUAUUCGCUCCACGAAGACGACGUGGUGGGAAACAACCAGCUGGCCUUCGACGUGGCCGAGCAGCAGCUGGGAAUUCAACCCGUCACCACCGGUGAGGAGAUGGCGGCGGCGCAGGAGCCCGACCAACUGCUCAUGGUCUUCUACCUGUCCAAGUUCUACGAGGCCUUCAGGAACUCGCCCAGCAACGGUCCCAGAGAGGCGGAGGAGAACGACGAGGACCCGGCGCUGCUCAGUCUUGGCAAGAGGAUCCCAAAGGUGGGCCAGGCUCCCACACACCUGCUCCAGGCCGCGUCUGCUCUCCCUCAGGACGACUCGCUGAGCAAGAGGCGCAGGAGGGGCCACAGCUACCUGAUGGAGCUGUCCUGUCACAGUGGGCCCCCUGCUGGAGAGAACAAGGUGCGCUCCAUGGCCACGCAGCUGCAGGCCAAGUUUGAGGAGAACUCUCGGUCGGGACAGGUGCGAGCGCAGUCGGGUCAGGACCUCUCCGAUGCCCCCUGCUCUCCUCUUCCGUCUCCUCCUUCCUCUCCUCUUCUUCUGCCGGACGAGGACAAUCCUCGCUUUGCUAAGCCUCAGCAAGCCCCUCCCCCUGCCACACUGCCCCCCCGUCACCCAAAGUGGCAGCCGUCUGUCUACCUCCGCCUGCUGGAGAAUCCCUCCUCUCUGGUCCCACAGGACGACAGCUGUCGCUCUCCCUCACCAGGUUUUCUGUCUCGCUCCCCGAGCCCCGAACUCCAGCCCCCACAAUGCACCUCUCCAGACCCAUCUGCUGCGGCUCACCCCGACUCUGGCGAGUCCCGUCAGCAGAGUGAGUCCAGGAAAGUGUCCUCCGUAGGAGACAUGAGCAGACGCAGUAUAAAAGAGCGAGCGACUCUCCUCUCCUCACUGUUUCCUGACUCCAUCAAACCUGUUGGCUGCUCCCGACCUCAGGUGGCGCUCUCCUCUGCCUCCCCUCUGUCCUCUUCUCUCUUCCCUCCCUACCCCGCCGUCCACCCCGUCCCUGACCCCGCCGCCCUGAGCGGUUUCUCCUCUCUGGAGCCAGAGAAGCCAGAGCCUCUCCACCCUGAGUGUGUGUCUUCUGAGGACACCAUCGCCGGCCUGUCUCACCUCUGCCGCGGCAGCUCCUGCUGUCUGGACGCUCAGAGCCGAGAGCCAGAGAGUGGCGGCGCUGCCCCUCGCGGCCCCCCCGCCGCGCCCCGCUACAGUAGAGAGCGCACGGUCGGCAAGGUCUCGUCCUCCAUAGACGCUAAAGCCCAGGUGCUGGCGCUGCUCUAUGAGACUGACCACAGGCCCGGUUCCUCGCCGUGCGUCCCCUCUGGACCGGGCGGCAGCGACGCCUGCCACUUCUGCUCCGGCCGGGUCUACGUGAUGGAGCGGCUCAGCGCCGAGGGCUGCUUCUUCCACCGCCAGUGUUUCCGCUGCCACGUCUGCAGCUGCAGGCUGCGGCUGGGGACACACGCCUACGACUCGCGCCACGCCAAGUUCUACUGCAAGACCCACUACAGGCAGCUGCAGUCCGCCUCUCACCCGAGCCGCUUCAGGAGCAGGAAGGACGCCCAGAGCUCGGCGCCCUCUCUGCUGUGUGACGGCGGGAGCCUCGCCGCGAGGACGACAGCGGCGGCGGCACCAGCUCCGGACCGGAAGCCGGUCCCUGCCCUCACUUCCUGUUGCCCGACCUCCGCAGUGGUCAGCGGCCUGGAGGAGGUCAAAGAGCCCGACUCCAAACCCAACCUUCGCUGGAGGAACAAGAUCAGAACCACCUUCCCUCUGCUCUUGGUCAGACGCCUCCAGAGAGGAAGACCUCCGAGCUCCGACCCGCCAGAGACGCUUCCUGACUCAGUUGACUCGGACUUCGAGGAGAUCCAGCCCGAGACACCCGACACAGAGGGCGCCGGCAGCUCCAGAAUGGAAGCCAGCCUCCAGAAGACUGGCCACUCAUCCACCCAGAAGAAGAGACUGCUUCUGUCCCAGAGCGACAAAGAGAAGCUCCUGGACUGGGACCUGCUGCCUGAAGAGGAGCUGCUGCGUGGCCCCCUGCAGGCCUCCGCAGAGUCCAGCGCCGGGGAGCCUCCCUCCAUGCUGCAGCUCCUCGCCGGCGCCUUCAGGAGGACCUUCAGUUUCUCCAGCAGCACGCGCCGGCAGAGGCCCAGGUCCGAGGGGGCGCUGAGCUUCCUCUUCAGCUCUCUGGCUCUGGACUCCUGCGAGGAGAGCGGCUCCAGGAAGGGACACCCUGGACGGAACUCCGGCGGGGUCUUCUCUGACGAGCCCCACCGGGCUCCCCACCUCUUCUCCUCCCUGAGGCUGAAGAAGAAGGGCGAGGGCGAGCCAGAGGUCCAGAGGGAGAUCCGGAACAUUCUCAACAACCUGAGGAACAAAGCUGCCAGACACGACCAGGCCCAGCCGUCCAGCGACGAAGAGGAGGACCACAGACCUUCUGGACGGAAGAGCACAGACCUGCGGCAGCAGCAGGAGAAGAAGCAAGAUCAGCUGAAGAGGCUCCACCAGGCUCAGACCAUCCAGCGCCAACUAGAGGAGGUGGGAGAGAAGCAGCGGGACGUGGAGGAGCGAGGGGUGGAGAUGGAGAAGAGGAUCCGAGGCGAAGCAGAGCCUUGUCCGGCCGAAGACGAGGCCCAGCUCUACCAGUCCUGGUUCCAGCUGGUCAUGGAGAAGAACCGACUGGAGCGCUACGAGUCGGAGCUCAUGAUCCAUGCUCAGGAGCUGCAGCUGGAGGACACUCAGUGCAGACUGGAGCAGGAGUAUCGCCGGCGGACGGCCACCCCCGACGCCAGGAAGACCUGGCGGGAGCGUCGGCAGGAGGAGGAGCUUCUGUCCCAGAUCAUGAGGACGGUGGAGCGGCGGGACAUGCUGGUGUCGGCCAUGGAGCAGCAGCGGCUGAAGGAGCGCGCAGAGGACCGGGACCUGCAGAGUCUGCUGCUGUCACGCCUGGAGGAGAGCUGGGACUCGCCGGGCCUCUGAGGCCUUGGAGCCCGGCAGUGCUUGAGGCUGGUUUUUCUUGGUUCUGCUGGCCUCCUCCACCUUCAUCAUCGUCCUCACCCUGCUGCCGCCGGGGUUGGCAACGCGUGGUCCAUCCUGCGGCACAGCGGAUGAGACGCACGCGCUUGGUGGUUGGUUCUCCA
Molecule: messenger RNA, 4986 nt
Organism: Synchiropus splendidus (mandarinfish)
Lineage: Eukaryota; Metazoa; Chordata; Actinopteri; Syngnathiformes; Callionymidae
Product: F-actin-monooxygenase mical2b-like
Exons: 37
Coding region: 41-4825 (1594 amino acids)
Molecular function (GO): FAD binding; protein binding
Source: RefSeq, a predicted model, not a curated record